This is a messenger RNA of Hansenula ciferrii, 873 nucleotides long. RefSeq lists its product as uncharacterized. NCBI's taxonomy places the organism in Eukaryota, Fungi, Ascomycota, Saccharomycetes, Phaffomycetales, Wickerhamomycetaceae. The coding region runs from base 1 to 873 and encodes 290 amino acids. Gene Ontology annotation, cellular component: Golgi apparatus. The transcript has a single exon. Gene Ontology annotation, biological process: protein secretion; Golgi organization. The record is from RefSeq and is a predicted model, not a curated record.
AUGUGUAUCCUUUUAACAACAAACGCCAACAAGGACUACCGGUUCAUUCUUCUUUCCAAUAGAGAUGAAUACUAUCAAAGAGCCACACAAUUAGCUUCGUUCCAUGAAUAUAACAAUGUCAAGAUCUUAUCACCUUUAGAUUUGGCUCGUAAGGAUCAUGGUACUUGGAUAGCAUUAAACACUGAGAAUGAUAAGUUUGCCAUCUUGGUGAAUUAUAGAGAAGGUAUCAAAGAAGCUAUUAACCCUGUUUCAAGAGGUGUUUUGCCACAAGAUUAUGUUGUAUCAAAUUCCACUACAAGAAGUCAAUUCUUAAAUGAAUUAAGUGCCAAAUAUGAUGAUGGUGAAUUAUUAUCCAAGAUUGGUGGGUUUAAUUUAUUAUUUGGUGAUUUAAGUUCAAAUUCAUUUGAUAUUAUAUCAAACAAGAAUAAUUCAGAUUUUAAAAUCUUUACUACAAAAGAUGAAUAUCAUGGAUUAUCAAAUUCUUCAUUUGAUGAACCAUGGGAAAAAGUUAGAAUUGGUGAACAAUUACUUAGGGAAUAUACUGAAAAUUAUAAUAAUUCAACCAGUACCAUAAAUAAAGAAGAUCUUGUUGAAUCACUGUUCAAUUUAUUAUCAUAUAAUACAAUGGAGAAUAUAACUAAUGAUUUCCAAGGAAAUUUUGAAAACAUUAAGAAUUCAAUCUUUAUACCACCUUUAAAAGUUCGUGAUUAUAAUAGAAAUAAUGUAUUGGCAGGUCAAUGGUAUGGUACUAGAACUCAAACUGUUAUUUUAGUUGAUAAUCAUGGUCAUGUUUCAUAUAUUGAAAGAAAUUUACAUUCAAGUGAUGAUUUAGAUGAAAGUCCUCAAACUCAAAAAUUUGAGUUUGAAUUAUGA